UAUAAACAAUUAAUUUUACACGAAAAUGUGUGAAACAUACCUUUGAUUAUCUUAUUUACCUGUAUGACUAAUCCUGAUAAGAUAUGGGAGUGAGCUACAUAGGCCUUUAAUCUAUUUGGAUCGAAUCACAUUCGUGAAUAUACUAUACAAAAACUAAAAUGAAAUUACUUGGUUAUUUCUUUGCAUUCCUCUUGGUGAUUGCCUUGCUCACCCAGGAAACAGAGGCCAGAAGGAAGAUUCUGAAAGGCAGGAAAACAAUUACACGUACCUAUAUUGGUGAAUCCGCUCUACCAGCUUGGGCAUAUGUGAUUCUCAUUGCCAUUGGAGAACUAAUUGCUGGUGGUAUAAUCUAUUUUAUAAUGAAGAAGAAAAUUUUGGAUCGUGAAAUUUCGGGACAGUAUGCCUUAGCUGAUACUAUACCGCAUUAGAUCAGUAUUUAAUAUUUCAUUUAUUACUUAUAUUUUUUUAUAUAUACAUUAUAAAUAAACAUGUUUACCUAAAUUAAA
Nicrophorus vespilloides is the source of this 506-nucleotide messenger RNA. RefSeq lists its product as uncharacterized. Bases 159 to 428 code for a protein of 89 amino acids. The record is from RefSeq and is a predicted model, not a curated record. The transcript is spliced from 3 exons. NCBI's taxonomy places the organism in Eukaryota, Metazoa, Arthropoda, Insecta, Coleoptera, Silphidae.